This is a messenger RNA of Aspergillus aculeatus ATCC 16872, 663 nucleotides long. RefSeq lists its product as uncharacterized. The coding region runs from base 1 to 663 and encodes 220 amino acids. NCBI's taxonomy places the organism in Eukaryota, Fungi, Ascomycota, Eurotiomycetes, Eurotiales, Aspergillaceae. The record is from RefSeq and is a predicted model, not a curated record. The transcript has 2 exons.
AUGUCUCUCUCGGUCCGUUCAUCGGCAUCUCUCGCCUCUUACUCUGGCACGAUCUUCCAAACCCAGAUAUCCCCGCCGCCCCAAUACACCCCCGAUAAGGACUUCGAAUAUCAAACUCGCUUUGACGUCCGGGCUCGCAAGAGGAUCGAUGAUGUCGCCUCCCGUCAUCGGAUCUGUCCCAGCCCUGAGGCCAUCUGGUGUCCCAUGGGUGCCAUGGGCCAGGAUUUCCUCGUCGACGCUGAAUGUCACAAGCGCAUCCUGUGGUAUGCGUAUCAGCGUUUCACCAGCACAAUGUCCUGCCCCACUGCAAGGGGCCAAGUCUACAUCCAUCCUUCGCCUACUCUCGCCGUCCGUCCUGUCGCGCACGGCUUCCAUGAUGAGGUGGGAUUAGUGCCGCACCCUAGUGACAACUUUCCGCAGCAACAGAAUUCCAUGAUCCGGUUCUCAGCUAGCACGGUCUGGGCGAGUGCGGCGGCCCGGGAGGAAUGGUAUGCUGAUUUUGCGGACCAAGCGGCCCACUGCUAUGAGCGGUUGGGGUAUAUUGUCGACUGGGUGCAGCUUGUCGCGGAGAGCGCGGAGAGUGUGAUUUUGGAGCUGGAGCCUGUUGAUGCAGAGGUCAUCGAAUGGUGGAAGAGUGGACGACAUCAGGCGAUGAGUCGGUGA